This is a messenger RNA of Mangifera indica (mango), 2992 nucleotides long. Its product is annotated as disease resistance protein RPV1-like. The coding region runs from base 5 to 2992 and encodes 995 amino acids. The record is from RefSeq and is a predicted model, not a curated record. Gene Ontology annotation, biological process: defense response; signal transduction. Gene Ontology annotation, molecular function: ADP binding. The transcript has 7 exons. Lineage: Eukaryota; Viridiplantae; Streptophyta; Magnoliopsida; Sapindales; Anacardiaceae.
UGCGAUGGCCUCUUCUUCUUCUUCAUCUUCUCAAGUGAAGUAUGAUGUUUUCCUCAGUUUCAGAGGUGAGGACACUCGAGACAAUUUCACCAGCCACCUCAAUGCAGCUUUGUGUUGGAGAAAGAUUGUUACUUUCAUCGGUGGUGAACUUGUAAGAGGAGAUGAGAUUUCACCAUCUCUUUUGAAUGCAAUUGAAGGAUCAAAGAUUUCAAUUAUUAUUUUCUCUAAGGGUUAUGCAUCUUCUACAUGGUGCCUCCAAGAGCUUGUACAGAUCCUCAAUUGCAAGAGAAUGUUCGGUCAGAUUGUGAUUCCAGUGUUCUAUCAUGUAAAUCCAUCAAAUGUAAGGAAGCAGUCAGGGACUUAUGGAGAUGCAUUUCGUAAGCAUGAAGUAAGAUAUAGCAAGAGGAAAGAGAUACUGCAGAUAUGGAGGAAUGCUUUGACGGAAGCAGCCAAUUUAUCUGGCUUUGAUUCAAAUUCCAUCAGGCCUGAAUCGAAACUUAUAGAGACAAUUAUUGAAUAUAUUCUGGAGAGAUUGAAUGAUAUGUCUUCUAGCAAUAAUAAGAACUUGGUUGGAGUAGCGAUGAAGAUACAAAAAAUUAUAUCUUUAUUGUUUAAUAACUCAAACAAAGUAUGCAAGGUAGGACUUUGGGGUAUGGGUGGUAUAGGCAAGACGACACUUGCUAUUGCAGUCUUCAAUGAAAUCUCAAGUCAGUUUGAAGCUUCGUAUUUUAUACCAAAUAUUAGGGAAGCAUCAAAUAAACAUCAACUACAUCAUUUGCAAAAAGAACUUCUUUUUGCAAUAUUAGAGGAUGCACAUAUCAAUAUAAGACUCACAUUCGUAAAAGAAAGGCUUGGAUGUAAAAGAGUUCUUAUUGUUUUUGAUGAUGUGACAAAUUUGAAACAAGUAAGAGAAUUGAUUGGAGAUCUUGAAAACUUGGGUUAUGGAAGUCGAAUCAUUAUAACCACAAGAGAUAAACAAGUGCUAAAAAAUUGUGGAUUGAAUGAUUCUCCCAUAUAUGAGGUCGAAGGAUUAGGUAGUGAUGAAUCCCUUCAACUAUUUAAACAACACGCUUUCAGACAAAACCAUCCAAUUGAUGAAGUUUACUUGAAAAUUUCAGAAAGAGUAAUAAGUUAUACUAAAGGUUUGCCUUUAGCUCUUGAAAUCUUAGGUUGCUUUCUACUUGGUAGAGAAAAAUAUGAAUGGGAAAGUGCAUUGGAUGAAUUAAAAAAAUCUCCAAAUGAGGUUAUCCAAACGUUGCUUAAGAUCAGUUAUGAUGGAUUAUCUGAUAAAGAGAAGACUCUAUUUUUAGAUAUUGCAUGUUUCUUUAAAGGAUGGGAUAAAUAUUUAGUCGGUACCCUCGGUUCACAUAUUGGAGUAUGUGUUCUUGUUGAUAAAGCUCUUAUAACUAUUUCACACAACACCAUAGGAAUGCAUGAUUUGAUUCAAGAAAUGGGUUGGGAAAUUAUCCGACAAGAGCCUAUCAAUAAACUUGGCCAACGUAGUCAAUUGUGGCAUCAUGAUGAUGUAUAUUCCGGAACUGAUAAAUUAAGAGGUAUGCUCUUUAAUAUGGUUGAAAUGAGAGAAAUACACUUAAAUCCUCAUACUUUCUCAGAAAUGGCUAAUCUAAGAUUCUUGAUAGUGAAUAACUUCGAUUUGAGACACGAUAAUAAGGUUCAUGGUUUUGACAACAUUGAGUUUGAUUUCUCAGAGUUAAGAUGCCUCUGUUGGGAUCAUUCCCCCUUCCCAUCACUGCCUUUGAAAUUUGAUCCUGAUAACCUUGUUGUACUUAAGAUGAAAAACAACAAUCUUGAACAACUUUGGACGGGUAUUAAGAAUCUUGCUCAUUUAAAAUACAUUGACCUAAGUUACUCAAAACAUCUACUUAAAGUCCCAGAUCUCUCAAAGGCUCAAAAUCUAGAGUGCUUGAUUCUAGAAGGCUGUACAAGUUUGUUUGAGAUCACUACUCCUUCUCGGAAUCUCAAUAAACUUGUUAAUUUGAAUCUAAGAAAUUGCAAAAGCCUUAUCAGUCUUCCAAAUGGCAUCUGUAAGUCAAAGCUACUGAAAUACCUUCGUAUCUCUGGUUGUUCGAAACUUGAAAGAUUGCCUGAGGACUUACGAAAUUUAGAGAGCUUGGAAGUACUAGAAGCUAUUGGAAUAUCUGUGAGAACUAUCUUCAAUUAUGUCUGUCUUACAGAGUUACCCAAUGAUAUUGACAAGCUGUCCUUACUCGAAGAUUUAGAAUUGGAAGGAAAUAAUUUUCAGAGCAUCCCAUCAAACAUCAUGAACCUUUCCAAGUUACAGAUCCUUAACAUAAGGUUUUGUAAUAGGCUUCAAUCCUUACCAAAGCUUCCACGUAAUAUAGAAGAACUUAGGGCAGAUGGUUGCAAAUUGCUAAAAGCAUUAUCAGAUACAUUUUGCCUGUUCAAACAUGAAAAUAAGGGAGCUGGCAAGCCACAAGGUGUUAUGUGUUUCCCUGGAAGUGACAUCCCAGAGUGGUUUAACAUUCAAAGUAGCGGAUCAUCUAUAAAGCUACCGCAAGGUUUAUUCAAUAAGAAGUUUCUGGGUUUGGUCUUUUGUGUCAUUGUUGAAGUUGAAGAUAAUUAUAAUCUUGAUAAUUUCUUGAAUGUUGUGUAUGAGUUGCAAGUGAAAGGCGUAGAUGUGUACAUAACAUGUGAUAAAAAACUUCUUUCACUUGGACCCAUGUAUAUUAAAUCGGAUCAUGUAUUACUUGGAUAUAAUUGUAAUUCAUUGGAUAAUGAACUUUUUGAAUUACCUUGUGAUAAGGAAGCCAUUAUCUCUUUCAAUCCCAAAAACAAUUUAGAGAAGUUUGGGGUUGGAGAUAUAAUGGAGUCUAGGGUAAAAAAUAUCAAGAAGUGUGGGGUUCGUUUAUUGUUCACUGAAGAGUUUGAGGAACCUAUGAAAAGAUCAAGAUGUUCUAUCUUUGAUGAAGAAGAUCCAGAGGAAGAAUGUAACAUCCACAGAUAUGUCUAA